Messenger RNA from Fusarium keratoplasticum, 723 nucleotides. RefSeq lists its product as uncharacterized. The transcript is spliced from 2 exons. The coding region runs from base 1 to 723 and encodes 240 amino acids. The record is from RefSeq and is a predicted model, not a curated record. NCBI's taxonomy places the organism in Eukaryota, Fungi, Ascomycota, Sordariomycetes, Hypocreales, Nectriaceae.
AUGUCUUCCUCAGCCAAAAUCCUACUCAUUCUCGGCGCCGGCAAAAACAUCGGCCAUGGCGUUGCGAACAAGUUCAGAUCCGCCGGCUAUCGAGUCGCCCUUGUAUCUCGAAGCGCAGAGGACCGAAAGACAAACCCAGAUGGCGACCUGACCCUCAAGGCGGACCUUAGCAAACCCUCUUCAGUUACGGCCAUCUUUGGGGCAGUCAAAGAGCUGCUUGGUGGACCCCCAAACGUCGUGGUUUACAACGCGGCUGCUCUCACUCCGCCAACAGACCUUCAGAAUCCCUUCACGGUCCCGCUCGAAAGCUUUGAGCAGGAUCUGAACGUUCUCAACACCAGCGCCUAUGUCGCUGCUAGGGAAUCUGUUUCUGGUUUCGAAGCCAUCUCAGCAGACAUCCCUAGGGCUUUCAUCUACACCGGUAAUGGCCUUGCGGGCGCCACGGCGCCUAUUCCUCUCUUCGUCACCCUAGGAACUGGCAAGAGUGCGGCAAGCUACUGGAUUGGCUCAGCCUCUGGGUUUUACAAGGAAAAGGGUUACAACUUCUACUACGCUGACGAACGUAACUCCGAGGGAGGUGGUGUUCCAUUGGACAAGCUUUCAGGUGUAGGAGCUGGUGAAUUCUACUGGGAGCUCGCGGAGAAGAAGCAGGAUAUCCCAUGGUUUGCGACGUUUGUUGCUGGCAAAGGUUAUGUGCACUUUCCCAACUCAAGCAGGACAUAG